Molecule: messenger RNA, 1857 nt
Organism: Fulvia fulva
Lineage: Eukaryota; Fungi; Ascomycota; Dothideomycetes; Mycosphaerellales; Mycosphaerellaceae
Product: Arylsulfatase
Exons: 2
Coding region: 1-1857 (618 amino acids)
Biological process (GO): phenol-containing compound metabolic process
Molecular function (GO): N-acetylglucosamine-6-sulfatase activity; arylsulfatase activity; glycosaminoglycan binding
Source: RefSeq, a predicted model, not a curated record
AUGCCUACCAUUACGAGAGCAUGCCUGCUGGCGUUACGCUACCUAGCGUCUCUGCCAUUAUUUCUGGCACUGGAUGUACCACAGGUCCCGCUGAAGUCCUCUAAACAGCCGAACAUGGUCUUUAUCUUGACGGACGACCAGGACCUCCACAUGGACUCAUUGUCGUACAUGCCGUAUCUCAAGAAGCACUUGACAGAUGAGGGUACAUCGUUCAGUCGCCACUACUGCACAGUGGCCUUGUGUUGCCCAUCAAGAGUCAGCCUGUGGACGGGAAAAGCUGCACAUAACACUAACGUAACAGAUGUCAACCCACCUUACGGUGGGUAUCCUAAGUUCAUCUCUCAAGGCUUCAAUUCUGCUUACCUACCCAUCUGGCUUCAAGAAGCUGGAUACAACACUUACCAUGUCGGCAAGCUAUUCAAUGCUCAAACGGUCGACAACUUUGCUUCGCCUCAUGCAGCUGGCUGGACGGGAUCAGAGUUUCUGCUCGACCCAUUUACUUAUGAGUAUCUCAAUGCGACCUUUACACGGAAUGGGGAGGAGCCAGUAUCGUAUGAGGGACAAUACACCACCGACCUCGUUGCUGAGAAGUCCUUUGGCUUCCUGGGCGAUGCAUUGGCGAGCGACAAGCCAUUCUUCCUGACCAUCGCGCCGACUGCGCCACACAGCAACGUCCACAUCGGCUCGAACAUUAUCGAUGGGAACUUCUCCGAACAUUCAAACGUCCAGUCGCCUCCAGUCCCUGCGAAACGACACGAACAUCUCUUUGAAGAUGUCAUUGUUCCACGCACGCCUCAUUUCAACCCAGACGACCCACAUUCAGUUUCGUGGAUCGGCCUUCUUCCAAAGCAGAAUCAGACAAACAUCGAAGCGAACGAUCACUUCUACAGGUCUCGGUUGCGUGCUCUUCAAGCGGUUGAUGAGAUCGUUGACGAUCUGGUGAAGCGACUUGACGAAGCUGGUAUUCUGGACGAGACGUACAUCUUCUUCUCUACUGACAAUGGCUACCAUAUCGGACAACACCGACUGCAGCCAGGCAAGCAAUGUGCAUUCGAAGAGGACGUCAAUGUACCUUUCAUCGUUCGAGGUCCUGGCAUUGCACGCGGAAAGACUACGGACAUCGUCACAUCACAUACCGACUUGGCUCCAACGUUCCUUGCGCUCGCUAAUGGACACGUUCGAGACGACUUCGAUGGAUCAGCUAUACCGGUCACUCAGUUAGACUCUGAAAUCACGGCACAGCCUUGGAAGAACGAGCACGUCAACGUUGAAAGUUGGGGCAUUAUCAUGUCAGAGGGGAAGCACGGCGCGGUGCUUUACCCGAAUCACACCUACAAGGCAUUACGAGUGAUCGGUGACGGAUACAACCUGCUGUACACAGUCUGGUGUAGCGGAGAGCACGAGCUGUACGAUCUGACUAUGGAUCCAUAUGAAGCAAGCAACAUCCACCCCGACGCGACUCGGGCUUCCAAACUACCCCCAGCAAACAUUGUUUUGGAUAGCUCACGACCACACCGCGCCGACCAGCAGGUUCUCUACACCAGCGAUGUGGUCCCAUCGGGAAGCACCAUCGCGAACAGCGCAAAUGCACUGUCCGUGCCCAAAGUUCUGCACCGGCUUGACGCACUACUCAUGGUGUUGAAGACAUGCAGAGGUAGAGAGUGCACACAUCCUUGGGAGAUGCUUCACCCCAAGGGUGAUGUGCAUGACCUCAAAGACGCCGCAGACCCAAUCUAUGACCACUUCUAUGAACAUGAACAGCAGCGAGUCAAAUUUGACAAGUGCGAGAAAGGCUACAUUCUGGAGAGCGAAGGUCCACUGCACAUCAAGCCCUACUUGGAGGGCAUAGGAGGCUAG